AUGGAACAACGUUCACGUCAUUCAAAACGGCAACCGCUUACAAGAAAUGAACGUUUGCAACGUCAACUUGCGAAAGCUGAAGGCUUCGAGAAUUAUCAGCUUCAAUUACUUGAAAACUUACAAUCACCUGCUCUUGCCAAGGGGGGAAGUGAUGCCCUUGUGUUUUUUCCUCCUGGUUUUCCGAUAACUGACAGACUAUGGACGUAUCUACUCAGGAAAGAAGAACAGUGGAAUCAUUCAGAUAUGAGGUCGUUU
Paraglomus brasilianum is the source of this 255-nucleotide messenger RNA. Lineage: Eukaryota; Fungi; Glomeromycota; Glomeromycetes; Paraglomerales; Paraglomeraceae. The record is from the annotation of a GenBank genome assembly.